AAAACCCAGGAGCUAAGGCUCACUUACUCAGUUGACAUUUUGCAUUAAAGCAUCCAGCUGUCUAGGAGAGGAGUUGCAACCAAAUGCUGUCGGCGGGUUUGGGAAUUAAUAUGCCAGAGAGAUGCUGGCAGGAAGAUCUGAGGCAGAAUUAGGGGAUCCGAAGAUGGAGAAAACAAAAGAGCCAAAGAACAUUGUUUGUAAGCAAGACAACACUCACCUUCUCAACUCUCAGAGUUUCACCUUCUAAUCAAGUCCAAAGGAGAUGGAUUUUCUUUUUUUCCUUGCUUUUUUCCUUUUCCUUUUUUUAACUUUUCUUUCCAAGAGGGGCAAAGAGAAUCUCAAGAUACAGCAUUGUCAUCUGACAUCAACUUUCAUGGCAGCCAAUAACAGCAAAUCCCAGCAGAAACCCACAGUCUCCUUUUCCCCCAAGGAAGGAUGUCCUCCUUUGAUUCAAGCUGUUCAUCACGGUGCUUUUGGUUUGGUCCAACAGCUGUUAGAAGAAGGAGCUGAUAUCAAUGUCCGGGGGGUGGGGGGAUGGACUCCACUGCAUAAAGCUGUGGCAGAAUGCAACAAGGAGAUGGUUCAGCUUUUACUAGAUAAAGGUGCUGAUCCUUAUAUCAGGAAGGACAAUGGUGCCACUCCCUUCAUUGUAGCUGGGAUUAUGGGUGAUGUGAAUCUCCUGAGACUUUUUCUUUCUAAGGGCUCAGAUGUCAAUGAACAUGAUAAUAAUGGGUUCACAGCAUUUAUGGAAGCUGCCUGUUAUGGUGAAGUGGAGGCAUUAGAAUUACUAUAUGAAAAUGGAGCGAAUGUGAAUUUAGGACGACAAACUAGUGAGGAACAAAAGAAAUUGGGCAAAGGGGGGUGCACAGCCCUAAUGGAUGCAGCCCAAAAUGGUCAUGUCAAUGCAGUGAAAAUCCUUCUUGAAAAGAUGGGGGCAGAUGUGAAUGUUUGCGACAACAUGGGCAGGAAUGUUUUGUUUCAUAGUUUACUGAAUGAUGAGAUUGCAAAUGUGAAACAGAUUGUACACAUCCUCCUAGCUCAUGGAACUGAUGUCAAUGUGAGGGGAGAGAAAGGAAAAACACCUUUAAUCUUGGCAGUAGAGAAGGAUGAUGAGUUAGUAAAGAUGUUGCUGGAAAAAGAUGGCAUAGAUAUCAAUGAGACAGACAGUGAUGGCAACACAGCUCUGCUGCUUGCUGUUGAAAAGAAUCGUGUUGGCAUUGCCAAGUUGCUCUGUGAAAGUGGAGCCAAAGUAGACUGUGGAGACCUCAUUAAUAUAGCUGAGAGGAAGUACAACAAGGAUAUGAAAAGCCUUCUUCGGUACUAUGGCGCCCAUGAGAAUUUCCAUUGUCCUGAUGAGGCCUGGGAACCAAACAGUCAGCGAUGGCGAGACCCGCUGAAGCAGCUCCAUAAAAUGUACCGUCCCAUGAUUGGCAGACUCAAGAUUUUCAUUUAUAAAGAGUACAAAAUUGCAGAAACUUCUGAAGGUGGGGUGUAUCUGGGGUUCUAUGAUGGAAAAGAAGUAGCUGUGAAGCGAUUCCGGGAAGACAGUGAACGGGCUAAGCAGGAAAUUGCCUGUAUCCAGCAGUGCCAGAAAAAUAGCAAUUUGAUGAUGUUUCAUGGGAGAGAGAGUGACAAGAGCUGCUUAUAUUUGUGCUUUUCUCUUUGUGAGAGUACUCUGGAGGAACAUCUGGCUGGCCAAAGAGCAGCAGCCUUGAAGGAUGAAGACUUCACCAAAAACAUUCUCAAGUCCUUGUUUAAGUUAGUACAAGAACUACAUGGAAGCCACUAUACCCACCAAGACUUGCACCCAGGGAAUAUCUUGAUAGAUUCUACAGGUAAAAUUUGUUUGGUAGAUUUUGAUAAGAGUGAAAAAUUGGAUGAAGCUCAGCAGAAAAUUAAGGACGAUCUAAAGGCUCUUGGGAGGCUGGUCCUGUAUGUGGUGCAGAUGGGGAAUGUCCCCUUCUUAGAAAUCCAAACCCAAAGUGAUGAUGAAGUCAUAGAUGCUUGUCCAAAUAAUGAAAUUGAAGAUCUUGUGGAAAAUCUUCUCCUCCCUGGGGCAGAAUUCCAGAGUCAGCUAAGUGAAUUGCUCUCUCAUCCUUUCUUCUGGAGCUGCAAAACUCGUUACAGGUUUCUUCGAGAUGUGGGGAAUGAAUCUGACAUCAAAACAAGAAAUGAGAGCAGUAUACUCCUCAGAGAACUCAACUCUACCGACCAGUUUAAAAACUGGAGAGAUGAGAUUGAUAAAUAUAUCAUGGAAAGUAUGAAUUCAUAUUAUAAGAACAGACCCUCCUACAGGGAAACUGUUGGAGACUUGCUGAAAUUUAUCCGGAAUAUAGGUGAACACAUUGAUGAAAAAAAGAAUGAAUGGAUGAAGAAAAAAACUGGGGAACCUUCCAAGUAUUUUCAGAAGACUUUUCCUGAUCUAGUGAUCUAUGUUUACCAGAAAUUGAGGGCCAUAAACUAUAGGAAACAUUUCCCCAGGGCUGACAGUUCUUUGCCUGGGUAGUUGACAACAAGCCAGCAUGACUCCUGACAAGGAUAUUUUGUUUAAGUUAUUUUUCUCAUGCAGCAUAUUGGAUGGAUCCUACUGAAUUCAACAAAUACUUAAUGAGAAUUUGUAAAGCUUUAUGUUAGGUACUUUGAAGACGACAAAAAAACAACAACUUCUUUAAGGAGUUGACAUCUUAGAAGGGAGGAUAAAGCAUGCAGAUUGAUAAUAAAGCAGUCAUUUGUGAAAGUGUAUAAAAGUAAUGACUCACUAGGAAUAUUAAAAGGAAGGAGGUUUUGCUAGGGAAUUAGAUCUUCUCAUCUAAAUCUAGACAAUAUGACAAAUAUUGAUCUUUAUGCACACCUGAAAAUGCCACUCCCCACAAAUUUCAUUUCACAAUAACCUCAACAGAAAUCUUAAAUGCUUCCUUUAUUGAUUAUGACACAACCAAAAUUAUAAUCAGUACAAGAUAUUUGAAUAUCCAGGCUUAAAUGGAAAUGUCCCUAAAAUAUGGCCUUAAAAAUAUGUGGGUCAGAAAUAAUAGAGACAAUACAUAAUUGUGUUAUAGAAAACAAUAACAAUAGAAUGACAGCCAAAAUUGUCAUUAAGAGAUAAUUUCUAGCUCUGAACCAUUUCCCCCCCCAACAAACUAGAGGAAGAAUGAAAGAAUUAUUUGGGCAUGUAACUAAAACUAAAACUAAUUAAAUAAACAACCCCAACUACACACAAAAAUAUAAAUUCUGAAGAUCAUUGAAGAGGCAACAUUACUUGCUUCCUUUUUCCUGUCAAAAGCCAAAAACAACAACCAAAUGAAUUUGUGAUGAAUAAAAACUGGAUUUUUUGGAGGAAAAACUAAGAAAAUAGAUAAAAUAUUAGCUAAUUUUAUGAAAAACAUAUAGGAAAACAAAAUUACUCCAAAAUAAAAAAAAAUUGCAACAAAUGAAGAAGACACAAAGGAAAUUAUUAGUAACUGUUUUGCCCAAUUCUAUGCCAACAAAAAUGAUAACAAAUAUAGCUGUGCUAUCCAAACCAAGAAAAGAUAAAACAGAGAAAGAAAACAAUAGACAUAUCUUUAAUGAAUACUGAUUAAAAUAUUAACAAUGAGACAAAACAGUAUAUCAAAAAAGAUUAUACAUUAUGACCAGAUUAUUUUUACCCUAGUGAUACAGGGUUGGUUAAAUAUUGUGAAAAUUGCAAACAUAAUAGACCAUAUUAAUAGGAAAAACUAUUUUGAAAUGCAUUAUCAUGUCAAUAGAUGCAGAAAAAGAUUUUUGACAAAACAAAAUACUUUUAUUAAGUAAUAACAUUUGAAAACCAAGAAUAAAUAUAUGUUUCUUUGACAGGGUAAAUAGUAUCUAUCUAAAAUCUGGACUUAGCAUUAUCUCUAAUAGAGAAAUACUAGAUACAAUUCCAAUAAAAUCAAUAAUAAAGAAAGGAUGUUCACUGUCAUAUUAUUUGAUAUAGAAAUGCUAAUUAUAACAAUGACAGGAAAAAGAAUAGGGGAAUAAGUACAAGCAAAAAGAAACAAAAUUAUAUCUUUUUGCAGAUGAUAUUAUAGUUUACUUAGAGAUCCCUAGAGAUUAAAAAAAAAGAAACUGAAAUAAUGAUUAACUUCAGUAUAGCAGCAGGAUAUAGAAUAAAUUCAGAAUUUCAUUCUGUAUAUUACUAACAAAAAUCAACAGAAAGUGAUAGGAAAAGAAAUUCUACUCAAAUGAAUUCAGAAUGUAUAAAAUAUCUGUCUCUUAGAAAAGAAAGAGAUAAGCCUUUUCCAAGAAAUCGACUUUCUGAAAACUAGAAUUGAACAAAUGUAAAUCAAUGGCUCAGUCAAAAACCAAAACCAAAACCAAAAAAAGAAUAAAAUCAGAGAAUUUAAAGAAUUGAAGAAAUUUUAAGAUAUUUUAGGUAAAAACAUUCAAUUCAGAGUUAGGAUAGACUGGAGUUCAAAUCUCACCUAAUUUGUUUAUGGUGUACCCCUUUAUUUCUAUAUCAGGUAUCCAUUGUGACUUUAUCUCAGUGUAUGGUGUGAGAUUUUGGUUUGUGCAUCAUUUUGGCCUUACAUAUUUACUUACCUUUGUGACCUGGGAUAAUUCACUUAACCCUGUUUACCUCGGUUUCUUCAUCUAUAAAAUGAGCUGGAGAACGAAAUGGCAAACCACUCUAGUAUCUUUGUCAAGAAAGCUCUAAAUGGGAUCAUAAAGAGUUGAGUGUGACUGAAAUGACUCAACAACAACAAAUUCCUGAUUUAGGAAAAUGGAGUAGGGGCAGUAAGGAGAAGGGAGAGGAAUUCUAUAGUCCUAUCACCAUCAAAGUCAAGCUAAGGAUUCUGGCUUUUUCCUUUGAGAUAAAUGAAUAACACUUCAUUAAAGUCCUACUUUAAUAUGGCAUUGUGGUAUGGAGAAUACUGGACUAUCAAAGGCUAUGUAAAAAAAAAAAAAGUGAAAAUCUGAUGAAUCCUUCCAAAUUGGAAAGGGACAUGAAGCUGACUAGAAGCAUCUGUCAACUGAAGAAGUCUCAAGCCAAGUUUUUCAUCUUUUUAGAGUGAUCACCAGAAGCCUGGUCACCAUGGGAUGAUUUUUGUUGUUGUUGAUACUCAUGAAGACUGUAUACUGAGAAAAAGAGGGAUUGUAAGAAGUAUAGAUUGAGUGUAUUACCCACACUGAAGAAAUCAUAAAAUCCUUUAAUUUUAGUUUACAGGACACUUUCCUCACAAUAGCCCUGGGAAGGAAAUAUUCUGGUCCCCCAUGAUGAUGGAAAAUGGGUUUAAAAAGUUUCAAGUUAUUUACCAAGAGUUAUACAACCAUAAAGUGUCAGAGCCAUGAAUCGAGAAUUCUCACCCAAUUCUAAAUCUUUGGAUUUGGGGAGUCCAAGUCCUUUCCAUUGUACCCUCUUGCUAAAAGCUGGAGUGUGCAUUCUGGCCCAGCAAGGCUUAAAUUCCUAUUUCUAGGUAGUCAAAGGGACAUUUUGACAUGCCUUGGGGAUUCAGAAAACAGACUGAUAUUGAUCUACAACCAACUUAUAGCCAUUGCGAUGCAGGCUUUUCCAAAUCAAUGUCCCCAUUGAAGGUUUAUUUCAUUCAAUGUCUUUUGACAGUCUACAUCCCUGGGAAAAGGGAGUGAUAGUGUGAGAAAUAAUUUGACCUCUACUUCUGGGAGCCAUCAAGUCCAUGCUGUCUGACACAGUCACAGGUGGAAACUGAGGACUGCAUGGUGGUCCCCAGGAAGGAUGGAAACAUCUAUUCAGACCCAACCCCCCACUCAUGUGACUUCUUUCUUACUAACACUCCCUUAUUAUUGGAAUUGUUAUGAUUAUUAUUCUUACCCAGAUCCAGGGGAACAUAGAUGAGAGCAAAAUGCCUGCAGGGUCGAAAUAGAUGUCCCACUUUAUUCCCCUAGAAUAUUGCCAGAAAACGCUACUUACAGAAUCAAACCUAAGGAUUCCUAUGUACCCAUUUAUAUGGGGGAUCAUAGAUGGGACCCCCUUCUCUAGGUAUAAAACCCCCUAACACAACUGUAUUUAGAUUCUCCACCCCCAUACAGGCCAGGGAUAACAAGUCUCCCUGAUCUGGUAUAUUAAUUGCCUUUCAUGGAAAAGACUGGUACAUUCCACCCCACCUCACUGGAUUGUUUUGUUAACUAUUGGCAAGGUAAUAUGUCUUGGAAACCUUAGUGAAACAUUAGAAAAUGAAAGCCUGAUAUUGGAAAAAUACUUAAAACUGGCUUAUGUCUUAAUACCCUCUGACCCUGCUGACUUGGCAACAAUGUUGUGUUAAUUAACUCCUUAGAAGUCUGAUUGAUUAUGUAUUUGAUUAGUGUAAUGAAUAAUCACUCUUAGCUUAACUGCAUGUCUAAGCACCUCUUGGGUUAAUGAAGAAGUGAUGUAUAGUUAAGUCUACCCCAUGACGAGAAAACAUCCAUCUUCUGUAAAGCUUUGCAUUUGUUGAUAGAAUACAUUGGAAUCAAAGUAUGUAGGAUAAUUGUAGAAUUUUAAUCAAAUGAUUUGUUAAAAGUUAAUGUAUGACUUAUUCUAUUACUUGUAAGGAAGCAUGUAUGUUGAAAAAUGAAACUGUGUGCCAAGUAGAUACUGAAGGUAUAAAAAUAAAGAUCACUCCAGGCCAAA
This is a messenger RNA of Monodelphis domestica (gray short-tailed opossum), 6604 nucleotides long. RefSeq names its product ribonuclease L (gene RNASEL). Gene Ontology annotation, biological process: defense response to virus; protein phosphorylation; negative regulation of viral genome replication. NCBI's taxonomy places the organism in Eukaryota, Metazoa, Chordata, Mammalia, Didelphimorphia, Didelphidae. The record is from RefSeq and is a predicted model, not a curated record. Gene Ontology annotation, molecular function: protein kinase activity; ATP binding; RNA nuclease activity.